CUCCACAGCUAUCGCGCGCACGCUUACCUCAUCACAGGAAAACGCGUGGAGUUGUCACAUUUUACGGAAUAAUCUCGAAAUAUCUGCUUGUUUGGUGCUGCUAUUCAAAUAAAUUCUGCCUCUAAUGAAUUAAUCAGUACAUACUUUUAGAGGACGUUAACCUUCAGUGUUUUGAAGUUACCAGAUACGUCCAAUGGUCUGUGUGAUAUCACCAGUUGCUUUAAGAUGAACAAAGAGAACUGAAAGGCAUCCUGGCUCUUCCUCAAGCUCUCUAUUUCUCCAUCUCCUGCCUAGGCUCCUCUAUGGGUUCCCGAAGUCAGGGGUUCUUUCACCACUCAUAUAACCAUCAUCACCACCACCAUCAUCAUCACCGCAGUUCAGUAAUGCCUACAACUGUGCCUCGACUGGUGCCUGAGACCAGCAGCCUGUUGGGUGGCAUUGCCCAGAUCACUCCUUCCUUGUUCAUUGGACGUGGGAAUGUGGCGUCCAACCGCAGUCUCCUCCUGUCCAAAGGAAUUACCUGUGUGGUGAAUGCCACCAUUGAGCUGCCCAACUUCAACUGGCCGCACAUGGAGUACAUGAAGGUGCCACUGGCCGACAUGCCCCAUUCUCCGAUCUCACUUUAUUUUGACAGUGUUGCUGAUAAGAUCCAAAGCGUGGGCCGUAAACAGGGAGCUGUCCUGGUGCAUUGCGCGGCUGGGGUGAGCCGUUCCGCCUCGCUUUGUUUGGCUUACCUCAUGAAGUACCACAGAGUUUCCCUGGCUGAGGCCCACGCUUGGGUGAAGGCCCGGCGACCCGUCAUUCGCCCUAAUGGAGGAUUCUGGCGACAACUUAUUGAGUAUGAGAGGAAACUGUUUGGCAGGAACUCUGUGAAAAUUAUCCAGACACCAUAUGGGGUCAUACCAGACAUCUAUGAGCGGGAUCGUAGAAACCCGGUACCUUACUGGGGCUUGUGAAGAGGGGUUUGGCUCAAGAGUAGAGUAUCAAAAUGUCAGAUAACUGAUCUCUGUCUCCCAUCAUCUUCACACCUCUUUACCUCCGGUGAGAGGAUCAAGUGACAUGCAAGUGCUGGCUUGAGAGUUUGUGUCCACUUUCUUAUGAGAUUAGGAGAGAAAGGGUCAUUUUUAAUGCUGAACUGAUUCCCCUCAAGAGCAUACUGCUCAGGAAAACUGGUAGCAUUUGAAACAACAGCAACAAUGAAAACUUUGUAUUCCAGUGCUUAUUUAAUAUCUUGUUCAGAAGAAAUUACUAAAAAAGACAGACACGAGUUUUGCAAGGUUUUAAGAGACAUAAAACUGUUUAACAGAUGGACACUACAAUUUUAUUUCAGUUUUCAGAUUCCAUAUUGAAUGAUGUGUUAUUGAAUGUAAAAGAAAAUGUCAUAUAUAAAGAGCAAUUCUGGGAUAUAAAAUAG
This is a messenger RNA of Xyrauchen texanus (razorback sucker), 1414 nucleotides long. RefSeq names its product dual specificity protein phosphatase 14-like. Gene Ontology annotation, biological process: protein dephosphorylation. Gene Ontology annotation, cellular component: cytoplasm. Gene Ontology annotation, molecular function: MAP kinase tyrosine/serine/threonine phosphatase activity. The coding region runs from base 303 to 956 and encodes 217 amino acids. The transcript has 2 exons. The record is from RefSeq and is a predicted model, not a curated record. NCBI's taxonomy places the organism in Eukaryota, Metazoa, Chordata, Actinopteri, Cypriniformes, Catostomidae.